Anopheles bellator is the source of this 1923-nucleotide messenger RNA. It is a transcript of the gene Kdm4A, whose product is annotated as probable lysine-specific demethylase 4A. The record is from RefSeq and is a predicted model, not a curated record. The coding region runs from base 51 to 1367 and encodes 438 amino acids. The transcript has 3 exons. Gene Ontology annotation, biological process: chromatin remodeling. Gene Ontology annotation, molecular function: histone H3K9 demethylase activity; histone H3K36 demethylase activity. Gene Ontology annotation, cellular component: nucleus. NCBI's taxonomy places the organism in Eukaryota, Metazoa, Arthropoda, Insecta, Diptera, Culicidae.
UGAAAACAAUUCUUUUCGGGGAUGCAGUAGGACAGAAACAGGACUCAACAAUGACCACACCAAGGAUAAUGGUCUUCCGGCCGACUUGGGAAGAGUUUCAGGACUUUUCCGCGUACAUUAACUACAUGGAAUCGAAGGGAGCACAUAAGGCUGGACUAGUUAAGGUCGUCCCCCCGCCGGAAUGGGUCCCACGCAAGCAGGGGUACGAUAUAAAGGACAUCGAUAUUACCAUUCGCACGCCCAUCUCGCAAGUGGCGUCCGGUCGGCAGGGUAUCUACCAGCAGCUCAACAUUCAGAAGCGCUCGAUGACGGUACAAGAGUACUACGAGAAGACCAAGGAGGAUCGCCACUGCACGCCGAAGCACUUUGACUACGCGGACAUAGAGAAAAAGUUCUGGAAAAACAUAACGUACGUGGCGCCUAUCUAUGGGGCAGACGUGCCAGGCAGCAUCACCGAUCCGGAUGUGAAGGUGUGGAACAUUAACUGCCUCGGCACCAUUCUGGACUACGUGAACAUGGACUACAACAUUUCCAUUGCGGGCGUGAACACGGCCUAUCUGUACUUUGGAAUGUGGAAAACCACCUUCGCCUGGCACACGGAGGAUAUGGAUCUGUACUCGAUCAAUUAUUUGCACUUUGGGGCACCGAAAACGUGGUACGCGAUCCCGCCGGAGCACGGGAAGAAGCUAGAAAAGCUGGCCGAGCGUUACUUCCCGGCAAACUAUCAAGAGUGCAAAGCGUUCUUGCGCCACAAGAUGACACUGAUCAGCACACAGGUGCUGAAGGCGAACGGAAUUCCGUUCAACAAGAUCACCCAGGAGCCGGGUGAAAUCAUGAUCACCUUCCCGUACGGUUACCACGCCGGCUUUAAUCAUGGGUUUAACUGUGCCGAGUCGACCAACUUUGCCACGGAGCGGUGGAUCGAGUACGGCAAGCGUGCCUCCGUUUGCCGCUGCCAACCGGACAUGGUGAAAAUAUCGAUGGAAACGUUCGUGCGCCGUUUCCAGCCGGAGCAGUACGAGCCGUGGUUACGCGGCGAAGAUUAUGGUUACCACCCGGAAGAUCCCACCAACUAUUGUGCUGCUCCGAAGCCGAUGUUGCCCAAAAAUUUUAAAAGCAAAUGCCCGGAAACCACUAGUAUUGAGCAGAAACGGGGCUGCGCACCAGUGAAGAUGGACAAAAAGAAGAGCAUCAAGAAGUCGGGCGGCGAGAAAGCCAAAGAUAGACUGAAAUCCGUCUGGAGCAAGCUGGAGGGACGCGAGUGUGGCAUCGCCACCGACCUGCUAAUCGAUGGGCCCGUCCGAAACAGCAACAAGAUACGGUUCCACACUCGGACGAUCGAACUGAUCAACAACGACGCCGUAUAGAGUCGGCUGCACGAUUUAACUAAAUUAACUAACUAAGGAUGAGCUUCGAGAUUAGGUUGACCGCAAACCCUUCCGAAUCGCGUUGGUGAGGUUCACAUAGCACAUAGGAGCACCCAGUAAAGACCCUGCCCGUAUCCAUCGAUCCGGAUAUUAGCUAGAGAAUGUCGUUCUUUUGCCUAGUGAAAAUCCCUACGCUUUUAGUGACUGCAGAUCUCACCUCGGACUACGACCCACUCGCCAGAUCUGUAGGGCGUACUCGGAUUGAUAAUGAUUGUUUAAUAAUGAAGUAAAAAAAUUAAUUUAAAUUAGUAAACUCCUUAGCCAAGACAAUUCAAUGCUUCCGUUUGCGUUGAAUCAGAAUGAAGAAGGAAAGAUUAAGGUGCAAUCUUUAGGAAUAGAAGGUGUCUGGCGAUGCCACCGUGUCACUCCGGCCAGCGCCUUACUGCGUGUUGGGUUGUGGUUUUUUGUGUAUGUUGAUUAAAGUAUCCUAGGUUCAGUUUUUAACCAAUGUAGGCAACUACCAAUGCGGGCACGUAUCCUGCUUCCGGAUACAAAG